Molecule: messenger RNA, 1206 nt
Organism: Conger conger (European conger)
Lineage: Eukaryota; Metazoa; Chordata; Actinopteri; Anguilliformes; Congridae
Product: muscarinic acetylcholine receptor M2-like
Exons: 1
Coding region: 1-1206 (401 amino acids)
Biological process (GO): G protein-coupled receptor signaling pathway, coupled to cyclic nucleotide second messenger; regulation of smooth muscle contraction; chemical synaptic transmission
Cellular component (GO): synapse; plasma membrane; dendrite
Molecular function (GO): G protein-coupled acetylcholine receptor activity; G protein-coupled serotonin receptor activity
Source: RefSeq, a predicted model, not a curated record
AUGGAGUUGAACACGGACAUCGUUGCCCUCUCCACCUUCUCCAACAUCUCCAACGCCUCGGAGGACAACGGCACUUCCGCCCUGCAGCCCGGGCCCCCCUACCUGCCGGUGGAGGCGGCCUUCAUAGUCCUGGUUGCAGGCUCUCUCAGUCUGGUCACCAUCAUCGGGAACAUCCUGGUCAUGCUUUCAAUCAUAGUCAACAGGAGCCUGCAGACCAUCAACAACUACUUCCUCUUCAGCCUGGCUUGCGCAGACCUCAUCAUCGGCGUGAGUUCCAUGAACCUGUACACGGUCUACAUCGUGAUUGGCUACUGGCCCCUGGGGCCCGUGGUGUGCGACCUGUGGCUGGCCCUGGACUAUGUGGUGAGCAACGCCUCCGUGAUGAACCUCCUCAUCAUCAGCUUCGACCGCUACUUCUGCGUCACCAAGCCGCUCAGCUACCCCAUGAGGAGGACCACCAAGAUGCCGGGCAUGAUGAUCGCGGUGGCCUGGGUGUUGUCCUUCCUGCUGUGGGUGCCGGCCAUCCUGUUCUGGCAGUUCAUCGUGGGGGCGCGCACCGUCCCGGAAAGGGAGUGCUCCAUCCAGUUCCUCUCCAACGCCACCAUCACCUUCAGCACGGCCAUCGCGGCCUUCUACCUGCCCGUGGGCAUCAUGUCGGUCCUGUACUGGCACAUCUCCAGGGCCAGCAGGAGCCGCGUGAAGACGGGGAACUGCGAGCCGUCAGGGCCGAAGAGCCGCCUCACCACGCCCGAAGACGAAGACAACGAGGAAAGGCAGGGCACGGACUGGAGCCGGGACGGGGGGGGCGGGGCCGGGGGCACGGAGGCGGAGACUUCCGAAUCGCACUGGGGCGACCGGGCGCGCUCCGAAGGGCACGCCCGCCCCCACGCCGUCGCCACGGUGACGAGGCAGCCGCCGCCCAGGAGGAAGGCGGCGGCGUCGUCGCGGGAGAAGAAGGUGACGCGCACCAUCAUGGCCAUCCUGGUGGCCUUCGUGGUGACAUGGACGCCCUACAACGUCAUGGUGCUCCUCAACACCGUCUGCCCCACCUGCAUCCCCAAAGCCGCCUGGACCAUGGGCUACUGGCUGUGCUACAUCAACAGCACCGUCAACCCGGCCUGCUAUGCCCUCUGCAACGCCACCUUCAAAAAGACCUUCAAACGACUCCUCCUCCGCCAGUACAAGGACAUUCGCUCGGGUCGAUGA